This is a messenger RNA of Coccinella septempunctata (seven-spotted ladybird), 3761 nucleotides long. RefSeq names its product sestrin homolog. The transcript has 11 exons. Lineage: Eukaryota; Metazoa; Arthropoda; Insecta; Coleoptera; Coccinellidae. Gene Ontology annotation, cellular component: nucleus. The record is from RefSeq and is a predicted model, not a curated record. Gene Ontology annotation, molecular function: L-leucine binding; oxidoreductase activity, acting on peroxide as acceptor. Gene Ontology annotation, biological process: positive regulation of macroautophagy; cellular response to L-leucine; regulation of response to reactive oxygen species. Bases 318 to 2126 code for a protein of 602 amino acids.
AUAGUUCUUUGUUUUCAUCUGCAAUUCAAAGUAUAUGUUGAUCGUUCGUGAUGAUCCACAAAAUGAACUGAAUUUAUUCUUGUUCAUCGAUAUCCGACACGGAAUUCAUUCCAAUUUUGCCAUUUCCGUUGAAAACCGAGAAAUUGUGAUUAUCGAUUUCGAUUUUCAAAUUGACCAGAACUAAGUACCUGUAUGAAUUUAAAAUUAUUACUCAUAGCUUCUUCAAAUGUGGACACGAGACCAAUAUCCAGGCCAACAAUAAUAACCAGUAUUAAGAUCAGUAUUUACGGAAAAAUUACACCGAGGUUAACAGAAACAUGUUCGUCCAAGCUGAAAUCGCAAAACCAAGCACGAAUAACAACAAUCUGAGUCGCAGCGAAGACCAGAACAACGGAACCAGCGACUUGUUCCUGCAAGACCUGGAUCUGGUAUCCCGUUUCUGUUUGCCGAUUUGUUCGCACGACAAUGAGGUGCGGGAGGUGGCUUUGGAUGCCAUAUCGAAGACGGUCGAGAGUUGGUUGGACGGAAUGGGCAGCCCCAUGAAUAGUAGGUGUAAAUCGAUAAAUGAGAGAACGACAAGUUGUAACAACAUAGGAUCCCCACCUGCUGAAUAUAUGGAACUGGUGGCUUUACAUUUACCAAUAAUACUAAGGCUUAGUCUCAACUGUCCCUUCGCCAACGUAAGAGAGAAAUGUCAACAUAUCUUGGAAAUCGUGAAGAUUCGUGGUUUACCAACACCCUAUCCUGUGAUAUUCGGACCUAGUGCUUUCAUCGAUACAGAAGAGUUGCCACAUUUGGGCACUUGCAAUGAGCAGACGCAAACCUUGUUUGCGGACACUUUCCUGCAAACGAACCGGCUAGAUCAUGUCAGUCAGGUGAUGGGAUAUCAUCCUACAUAUUUGGAUCAUUUUAUCAAGACACAGAAUUUUAUUUUGAGGGGUGAUGGUCCACUACCCUACGACUAUAGGCACUAUAUUGCAAUUAUGGCUGCUGGAAGGCACCAGUGCAGCUAUCUCAUCAGUCUCCAAAAGCAGGAAUUCAUUCUUCAAGGCGGAGAUCAGACUUGGCUGAAAGGUCUCAGCUUCAUACCGCAGAAAUUAAGGAACCUCUAUGAAAUAAAUAAAAUAUUAGCACAUAGGCCAUGGCUUCUGAACAAAGGACACAUCGAAAAAUUAACCAAAUGCGGCAAGGACAGUUGGUCCCUGGGCGAACUAGUACAGGCCAUUGUGAUCCUGGCUCAUUUCCAUUCGCUUUGUUCGUUCGUUUUCUCCUGCGGCGUGAACCAGGAAGUGGACCAGGAGGGGGCCUAUAGGUAUUACAGCGAAAAAAUGAAGGAGGCUGAGGCCGAAUGUAGCGCCGUCGAAGGCUACCCGAGGAGCAUGUGGAGGUACUCCAAACCAGAAACCAGUAACGCCUAUGCGAGCCCACCAUCCCCCACCAUAGAACCGGAGGUCGCCAUAGUCGAUCUGAUGCAACGCAUGAAGAAGCUCUCCGAGCAAACUCAGGAAUGUACGCCCGUGGAAUUGGCCAAGAGGUUCGAGAACAUCGAGACCCAGUCUGCGGAAAUAGGCGUUGUGGGAGCCGAACCCCACGACACCCCUGCCGACAUCACCUGUUUCGUGGAGGAACCCAAUUUCACAUAUCAAGAUUUCGCAAAGAGGGCGGACCAAAAGACCAUAAGCACCUUCAGGGUGCAGGAUUACUCCUGGGACGACCACGGGUUCUCAACGGUCAAUAGAUUGUAUAAUGAUGUUGGAAAUUUAUUGGACGACAAAUUUAAGACUGCCUACAAUUUGACCUACUACACGAUGGGAGGAAGGACAGACGUGGACACUUCCCGUUUUAGGCGUGCCAUCUGGAACUACCUGCAAUGCUUAUUAGGAAUAAGGCAUGAUGAUUACGAUUAUGGAGAAAUCAACGCGUUGCUGGAGAGGUCUCUGAAAGCUUUCAUCAAGAGUGCUUGCUGUUAUCCAGAGAGGGUGACCAAAAAGGAUUACGACAGGGUUCUUAGGGAAUUCAAGCACAGUGAAAAGGUCCACGUGAAUUUGAUGGUGCUAGAAGCUAGAAUGCAAGGGGAGCUCCUCUAUUCCAUGAGGACUAUCAAUCAAUACAUGACAAGAAGUUGAGUUGUGGACCGGGCUAAGAGCAUGGUGGCUAUCAACUGUCAGUUCGAGAACCUGUUUAUGGAGUUUCAUGUGGUUUACGAAAAUUAUAUAACUACUUAUAAUGAAUGCACAAAACGCCAAUUAAGUAUAAUUGACAAUAGGGAACGUUUCAGAAAUGAUUCCUAGGGAGAUGGUUCAUACUUCAAAGGGUUUUUCCCAGUUCAAGCCAAAGUCCUUGUCGAAAAAAUUGUUCUCAACGAAAUUGAAAUGUUAUUUUUUUAUACAGAGCGAUAAGAAUUGCAUUAUGAAAAAAGGGCUCUGAUCUGAAAAACAUAUCAUUGUAAUGGAGUCAAUCAUUGGUUUUUCAUGGAAAUCUUCAGUAACGGUUCGUCGCAAUUAUUUUCAAUAAGUUCAAAUCAUUUGGCUGAAUUUAGGAAGAUGCAUGAAUGAUGAAUUUAUUCCAGACCAAAUUUAUGAAUGUUGUUAAUCAAGUCCAAAUAAUCUAAUUUUCAGCAUUGAUUCGAUGCAUAUAUUUAUUAGAGUUUUUAUAUAGUUAGUUUUUCCAAAUUAAUAUUCGAUAUUCUUCUCAACUAUUUAAUGAAACAUUCUUAUGGGCAAUUUUUUUUGGUUCUCCCCUCAGGAAGACGAGAAGUAACCCUUUAGUUUUCCCAAUUAAAAAAAAUUGUUGAAAAUAUGAAAAAUUUCUUUCAGUUAUUAUUGGUCAAUUUCAAUAAAUACUUCUCUUUCACUUCUGUUGACUUAAACUGUUUUUACAUCAAUCACCACAAAAAUCAGUCUAUAAGAUUGAUUUUUUUGAAUUUUCCUUACCCUACAAUUGAAUUAUUUCAAAAUCAUGUACUUGAUUUGUCUUCACGAAUUAUUUGAACGUUUUCAUUAAACUAGAAGAAAAGUCUAUUUAAUAUUCGAACCAAGUUCAACAUAUUGAUCUCAGCUUUAAUAUAAGACAAGUAAUUUCGCCAUAAGUUUCAAUAAUUUGAAACUGAUUUCGAUUAUUUGGAUCUGUUAUAUUACAUUUAAUUUGUAAUUUCGAACAUAUUUUGAACCUUUGUUAAUUUUCGAGGAAAUUCUAUCUUUGCUGUGAUGGUUCAAUUUAAUAUUUUCGUGUCGCUUUGUGAAAAUUGAAAAGCGACACUUAUUUUAUUUCACUGAUUUGUUGAGGCUUUCUAGUCAAUGAAUUGAAAUUCAUAAAUAAAGUUUUGCAAUCAAUAUAUGAAUAUUUUUUUCAUGUACCUACUUAGGUUACUCAGUUAGUUUCUUGUUUUAAUUUUUAGAAUAUUUUAUCUUUAUGAAUGAUUGUAGCGUCAUAUCGUGAUUUUUAUAUUGAAAUGAUGAAUUCAAGUUAUAAAAUUCAGAAGUACAAAUAUCGAUUCACCAAUAACAUUUUUCUGCAUAUUAAAAUUGCUUUAAUUGAAAAUAUGAUUAUGUGCAGAAUGUGCGAUCUGACUGGAAAAACCAAUUGUAUUUUACAAGAGGAAGCCUUUUCCAAUUUGUGAUAUUCAUCUAAAUGUGAUUACUGUGUAAUAGUUUUUAGAUUGUUCAAUUCAAUAAUUAUUGAUAAGUUUUGUUGAUGUUUAACGAUAGAACUUUAGUGAUAUGUUUUAAUUAAUCCUUUUCAAAUAAAGUAGUUUGAUUCCA